Aspergillus aculeatinus CBS 121060 is the source of this 648-nucleotide messenger RNA. RefSeq names its product P-loop containing nucleoside triphosphate hydrolase protein. Gene Ontology annotation, molecular function: AMP kinase activity; ATP binding. Gene Ontology annotation, cellular component: cytoplasm. The record is from RefSeq and is a predicted model, not a curated record. Gene Ontology annotation, biological process: nucleobase-containing compound metabolic process. NCBI's taxonomy places the organism in Eukaryota, Fungi, Ascomycota, Eurotiomycetes, Eurotiales, Aspergillaceae. The coding region runs from base 1 to 648 and encodes 215 amino acids. The transcript is spliced from 4 exons.
AUGGACCUCCACCGCUUCUCUCGCAUCUAUGUCAUUGGAGCCCCCGGCGCAGGCAAAGGAUCGCUGUGCGCCAAGCUCGCAGCCGACUUCGGGUUUCAUCAUCUAUCAGUGGGCGACCUCUUGCGACAGCUAGCUCGUUCUGGCCGCAUGGACCCUGAGAUCCUCGACAAGAUCCAGAGAAGCAUCUUGCUGGAGGUGGAAGACCUCGCACCCAUCCUGCGCGAGGCCAUCGCAGAUCUCAAACAAGACGCCCAAGACAAGCUGCGGCUGCUCAUUGACGGAGUUCCACGCACCCUUGAGCAAGCAGCGCCAAUUGAAGAAGCGGCAAGUAUGCCCGAUGGCUCAAUCGGCUCGCCCGACCUGGUCUUGUUUUUCGAUUGUCCGGGCGCGCUAGCCAGACAGAGAUUCUUGACCAGGCAGCUUCCCGGUAGAAUUGACGAUGGGUCGACCUUUGAUGCGCGGUAUCAGCAGUACUGUGCUGAGAACAUGAGGAUUCUUGCACGUUACCAGAGGCGAGGAGUAUUGGUGAAGGUUGAUACCAGCGGUGAUAUCGAUUGCUCUUAUGCACGGCUGCUACAAGGUUUGACUUCAUAUGCGAAAGAAAGUUCUGAAGAUGUGGAGGUCUCGGAUGGGAAUGUUUUGGGCUGA